AUGUCUUCCAGUUUGAGCGACUCAGAGAACAACAUUCCUUCCACUUCGACAGACGAACUGCAAUUUCAUAUGGAUGAUGAUCAGAUCAUGAUCGAAACGUCAGCGGCAGAGAAAUCCAAUGCAUCGGUGCAGCAGGACGAUACUACUGAUGAGAUUUGGCGAAAUAUAGAGAAUAGCCGCGUUCGCUUUCCGAUGACUCGUGAUGAUCAUAGGCAAGGUUUGAAGAGAUCUACUACAUUGAAAUCUCCUAAUCUAACUGGACCUGAAGGAGAAGUUGUCAUUCCGACGACUGAUCAUGAUUCAUCCAAGCAAUCCGCAUCUGCGUCUCCCAUGGGGACAGAUGGUGUUGGUGGAGGACGGGACGGGGAGUCUUCCGACAAGGAUAAGUCAGGACGUGGUUCUCUUGACAAUAAAACUAUUUUGAAGCCGUCGCCUAGCGUCGGUACCAGUCUUCUCAACCUUGUCACUGAGGCAACUAGUGCAAAAUCAAAUGGAACCGAGAGCAGUAGUUCAUCCAUGAUGGACGAAGCAUGGGAACGACUGAGAAGCUCGUUUGUUUAUUUUCAGAAAAAACCAGUUGGAACGCUGGCCGCACUCGAUCCUAGUGCAGAGGCUUUGAAUUACAAUCAGGUGUUUGUGAGAGACUUCGUGCCAACUGCCCUGGCCUGCCUAAUGAGAGUUCCAGAUCCGGAGCCGGAGAUUGUGAAAAACUUCUUGCUUAAGACACUCCAUCUCCAAGGAUGGAAAAAGACAAUUGACAAUUUCACUCUUGGAGAAGGUGUCAUGCCUGCUAGUUUCAAGGUCAUGUAUGACUCAUACCAGGAAAAGGAUGUAUUGAAGGCUGACUUUGGUGGCAGUGCAAUCGGAAGAGUUGCACCAGUUGAUUCAGGUUUUUGGUGGAUUAUACUAUUAAGGUCAUACACCAAGUGUACAGGGGAUUAUACCUUGUCAGAAAGACCUGAGGUGCAGAAAGGAAUGAAGUUGAUACUCAAUCUUUGUCUAUCUGACGGCUUUGACACUUUCCCAACACUCUUGUGUGCAGAUGGAUGUAGCAUGAUUGACAGGAGGAUGGGAAUAUAUGGAUAUCCGAUUGAGAUUCAGGCUCUCUUCUUCUUUGCGCUGAGGUGUGCACAACAAAUGCUCAAACAGGAUAGUGACUCCAACAGACUAAUUGAGCGGAUUGAAAGAAGAAUUACAGCUCUAAGUUACCACAUCCGAAAUUACUAUUGGCUGGAUUUUACCCAACUGAACAACAUUUACCGUUACAAAACAGAGGAGUACUCCCACACAGCUGUUAACAAGUUCAAUGUCAUUCCAGAGUCGAUCCCAGAUUGGGUGUUUGAUUUCAUGCCGUUGAGGGGAGGAUACUUCAUCGGAAAUGUGAGCCCAGCUCGCAUGGACUUCAGGUGGUUCUUAAUUGGCAACUGUAUUGCUAUCUUGAGCUCUUUAGCCACACUGGCACAAGCUACAGCUAUUAUGGACUUGGUUGAGGAGCGCUGGGAAGACCUGAUUGGUGAGAUGCCGCUGAAAAUUGCUUACCCAGCUUUGGAGGGAUAUCAGUGGAGGAUUGUCACAGGAUGUGAUCCAAAGAACAUACGUUGGAGUUAUCACAAUGGCGGAUCUUGGCCAGUUCUUCUGUGGCUGCUGACAGCAGCAUGCAUCAAGGCAGGAAGGCCUCAAAUUGCUAAGAGAGCCAUUGAGUUGGUGGAGCAGCGACUUUCAAAAGAUGGAUGGCCUGAGUAUUAUGAUGGUAAGAAGGGGCGUUAUAUAGGAAAGCAAGCAAGGAAAUAUCAGACAUGGUCCAUCUCUGGGUACCUGGUUGCGAAGUUGAUGAUAGAGAAUCCAUCUAACCUUGCCAUGAUUUCUUUAGAAGAGGAUAAGAAGAUAGAAAAGCCAAGGCUUACACGCUCUGCCUCUUGGUCCUGUUCCAGGUGA
Cynara cardunculus var. scolymus (artichoke) is the source of this 1935-nucleotide messenger RNA. Its product is annotated as probable alkaline/neutral invertase F. The transcript is spliced from 4 exons. The record is from RefSeq and is a predicted model, not a curated record. Gene Ontology annotation, biological process: sucrose catabolic process. Gene Ontology annotation, molecular function: endo-alpha-N-acetylgalactosaminidase activity; sucrose alpha-glucosidase activity. NCBI's taxonomy places the organism in Eukaryota, Viridiplantae, Streptophyta, Magnoliopsida, Asterales, Asteraceae. The coding region runs from base 1 to 1935 and encodes 644 amino acids.